Molecule: messenger RNA, 1089 nt
Organism: Aureobasidium pullulans EXF-150
Lineage: Eukaryota; Fungi; Ascomycota; Dothideomycetes; Dothideales; Saccotheciaceae
Exons: 2
Coding region: 227-793 (188 amino acids)
Source: RefSeq, a predicted model, not a curated record
CUUCUUGGGCAUCAAUACAUCUUGCGUUCUCUUCCACCUGCAUUUAUCUUUCAACAUUUUCUUCUGCUGCCCCGUCAAUAUUCAGCCAUCAACCCUUUCUGCGGUGUGACACAUACGACACAUACAGUUUGACAGCGCGCCUCUUCGGCCAAAAACGACAUAUCUUGCUUGAAGAUCUAAGCCACACCAAGCACGUCCAUCUCUUUCGAGAUUCAAGCAUAUCAUCAUGUUCUACACAAUGUAUCUCGAUGGUCUCUGCAAACGCCGACACUGGCCCCAGCCUAUGUUCCAACCUUCCGUUACACGUCAUGGCUACACCUGCGUCGUCCGCGUCAACAAUCGCGAAUACAGCACAGAUGGACAACAUUAUACGACCGAAGCUCUCGCCCGCGACGCCGCCGCUACUCGCGCAUACAUGAUUUGUCGCAACUUUUCGGUCAAUGAUGGCAUGUACCCCGGCCAAAAGCCGGGCUCAGGCACAGUCCAAGGCCUUCCCGUCGCUAUCGGUUCUGGUCGCAAGAAUACCGCUGUUGCCACAUCGUCCAACAACGACCAAAGAAGAAGAUUGGGCGAGCUGAGAGAGGAAGAUGAGGAUGAAAGCUCCAGCUAUACUUCUGGUGGCUCCAGCCCUAGAAGUGUCGAUUCUGCGGUUGCUGGACUCAGGUCUGCUAACGCUGGUGCUGCGAAACCUCAUGCUAGACAGAUUGCUUGUGCCUGUCGUCGUGCUCCGGUACUGCAACACUAUCCUCGUUGCCAAUACUGCCUUCGCGAUGCUGGAUGGAUCUCCUUCUAAACACCACGAAAGGCCUCAGACAUCUGUGUCUGACGGGAACCGGGGUGGAAGGAAAAAAACGACGACGCAGGAAAACGAUUACGACAUACUAGACUUUACGACCCUCACGAAAAACAACACACAUGAUAUUUCUUAUUUCAUUAUCAGUCAUCUUUCUACUUCACGACACUCACCAAAAUGUUACCAUGGAACGAACAGAACUAGCGGAGGAUAAUGGAUGUUGCAUUAAAUGGAGUCUUCUUCUUCUUCUUUUCUUCCUCCUCUAUCCUCAUAUUCUUUCCUUGUCAUCAAAAAAU